Messenger RNA from Vespa crabro (European hornet), 2338 nucleotides. RefSeq names its product EF-hand domain-containing family member C2 (gene Efhc1.1). Gene Ontology annotation, cellular component: microtubule. Gene Ontology annotation, biological process: regulation of neuron projection development. The transcript has 13 exons. The record is from RefSeq and is a predicted model, not a curated record. The coding region runs from base 53 to 2338 and encodes 761 amino acids. NCBI's taxonomy places the organism in Eukaryota, Metazoa, Arthropoda, Insecta, Hymenoptera, Vespidae.
AGUUCCAACAAAUUUACGUAUUUUUAAUUAUUGAAAAAACGUUAAUUGAAAAAUGUUACGGGCACCUGUAUUACCUUGUCUGCCUGGAUUCAGCUUUGAUAGGAACCUCGGCCGUACAAAAUUUCAUAGAAGUCAAUACUUCGACAAAAUACAUAAUGACGUUUAUUAUCUUACGGAAAAGAAGUCCGAUUUCGGUCGUUAUCCAUCGAUUUACCCACGCGGUGAAGUACAGGAGUUACCACCAUGGAUAGCAUACGAUGGCCAAAGAUUGAUGUUCGAAGCGUAUUACCAAGAGACCGUACAAGAAAGAUGGAAAUCCUCUUUUCAAAUUCGCGUGGUUACGAUAAGCUUUUUCUUAGAAGACGGGACAAUGAAAAUAUCGGAACCAAUCGUAGAUAAUAGUGGCUUAGAACAAGGUGUUCUGGUAAGACGUCAAAGAAUUCCAAUGCCUGAUCCAAUAAGAUACAAAUUUUAUGAUAUUAUCGAUUUAAAUAUCGGUAAAGAACCAGAGAUAUUUGGUAGGGUAUACAAAAUCGUAAAUUGUGAUAAAUUUACAAGACGAUUUUUAAAUCGCAUGGGAAUACCAGUACCGGAUCCUAUAAAAAUCCCGAUAGAUCCAUACAUUGAAGCACGAAAAAUCCCAACAUUUCCAAAAAAACCAAAAAGUCACAAACUCGAUCAUCUUCGUAAUUUUCUAAAGUACGAUAGACAAGUACUUAGAUUUUAUGGAUAUUGGGACGAUACAGAAAGUGUUCAUGGUAUUAUACAUGAUCUUGAAAUUCAUUAUUAUCUUGCUGACGGUACGAUGGAGAUCAAGGAAAAUGUAGCAGCCAAUUCUGGAAGAGAUUCUGGAUUUAUGCUUGUUAAAAGAAUGAAAAUACCAAAAUUUUAUUCGGGUUUGGAUCCAAUCGGUGCGGGUGAUCCCUAUACGAUUUUGAAUGUAAUAGGUGAUGAUAUUAAUCAAAGCCAUAUGAUGAUAGACGCCUUGAAUACGGGAGAAACGAAGAAAGUGUAUUAUAAGGAUAAUGAAUUAUCUAUAGGUGCUAAAAUGAAUAUUUUUGGAAGAAUUGUCAUUAUAACGGAUAUGGAUGCGUUCACAAAGGAAUAUUACAGAACCAAAUAUGGCUUAAACGAUUUUACUGCAUUGGAAAAACCGCAAAAGAAAGAUGAGAUAUGUCAACCGGUAGAGAGAUAUAUACCACCCUAUAAUGGCUUCGGUACUUACGAAGAUUCACUUGGAAAUUGUCUAUCAAUAAUACCGAAAGCACCACAAACAGAUUUUAUUAAAUUUCUAUAUUACGAUAAGCAGGGCUUCGACAGUCAUGUUUUAAGAUUCAGAGCACAAAUGAUUUCGAAAAUACCAGAAAAUUUAGAGAGACAAUUUAUCGUAAGAUAUUAUCUUACAGAUGAUUCGAUAUCUAUAUUUGAAUUGACGAAAAGAAAUUCAGGAUUUAGAAGGUGUUUAUUUUUGAAAAAAAUGCCUGUAAUGCUUCCUAAACAGAAUAUAUUCUCGAGUAAAAAGCCAGAAUAUUAUAAGCCAAAAGAUUUUUAUAUCGGAGCAUGCUUGAAUAUACAUGAGUUUUAUUUCUCGAUUAUAUCGGCCGAUAUUUAUGCUCUUCGUUACAUGGAAUUAAAUAGUAAAAUGUUUCCAAAGGCAAAUAUCAAAUUGAUCAUGGAAAAACUUAAAGAAACAUUAACGCCUGUAUACAAGGAAUUUAUUCAAAAUCAUUCACCGCCUUCAAUCCCGGCUGAUCAUAAAGUUCAAACGUUGGAGUAUGAUAAAUUUAAAAAGGCAUUGUGCAUAUACUUAGGGGAUAAAAUAACGGAGCACGAAAUAAUUACAAUUGCCAGGCAUUAUUCCUCUCACGAAAAGAAAGAAUUUCAUACGAGAGAAUAUGUUAGACAAUUGGUUCACACUGAACUUCAUCGAAAUAUAUGGAACGAAGCUGUUCGAUUAAAGGAGGAUCUUUUGCAUUGGGAUAGAGGAAGAACCGGUUACUUACCUCGAAACACGGUUUAUACUGUUUUACGUAGUUGCAGAAUACCUCUUGACAUCGAACUGAUAAAUUCGAUAUUGGAUCACUUACGCAAAGAUACGGAUGGUAAAAUAGAUUACAACGAUCUAAUGGAAUUUAUCGACGUUAAAAUCAAUCCUUUGCCUCCUGCGAUUCCUAUAAAUAUUAAGACAGCAUUAUGGUGGGCGUCAGAGAAAGAACCGGAUUGUGGAGCCGGUAUAGAUUGGCAUUGCUUUAUAAAGGAUCUCAAUAUAAAAAGCGACGAUGACACGUUAGAAUUCAACGAAGAUAAAGAAAAAGAAAAUUGUGAAGCGAAGAAAUGA